GUGAGAAAGUGAUAGAGAAUGAUAAAGAUAAAAAAAUUGUAGUAAUUGAGUGAGAGAAAAUUUCUAAGUGUUGCAGGUUUUAUGGCAGAGCUAUGGCAGAGUGUUUUUUUAACUCUAGCUGUGAAAUAAUUCUUCUCUUUCUCACUCUUUCUCUCUCUUUCUUACAGUUGUACGUAUGAUAUACCUCUCUCUUUCCUUGCUCAGUUUACAGUGUAUAUUAUAGCCAUGCUCUAUAGACUGCCAGAGCGAUGUGAUUGAGCGACCAGAGCUUUUUUUUUAUCCUCUUUUAUUUCCGUUCUCUCUCUUCAAGUUCAACUCUUUUCUUCUUCUUUCUUCUUAAACUAGGAAAGAAGUUAAACGAAGGGGCUCUCUUUGUUGUUCUAUGUCGGUGAGUGGAGGCUAAAUGAAGGGCAAAAGCUGUUCUGUUGAAGAGUUUUGAUGAGUUGAAAAUGUUGUGUCGUUUUAAGGUGGUUGUUGGUACUUGAGAUGAGUGGUUUUGUGUAAGUAUAUGGAGUUUGUUUCAAGGGCAGUCAUGACAUUUCGUGUCCAGUUCAUGCUAGUGGCAUUUCUCUUUGCUUUGGGGUUUGUUUUUGUGGAUGCAGAUGAUGGAGCAACAUUAUUGGAGAUAAAGAAGUCGUUUAGAGACGUAGAUAAUGUUCUGUAUGAUUGGACUGAUUCAUCAUCUUCAGAUUAUUGUGUUUGGAGAGGCGUCACUUGUGACAAUGUCACCUUCAACGUGAUUGCACUGAAUCUGUCAGGUUUAAAUCUUGAUGGGGAAAUUUCACCUUCAAUUGGAGAUCUUAAAGACCUGGUUUCAAUUGAUUUCAGGGGUAAUCGUCUCUCUGGGCAAAUUCCAGACGAGAUUGGUGACUGUUCUUCUCUGAAAAGCUUAGAUUUGUCAUUCAAUGAGUUAUAUGGGGACAUACCAUUCUCAAUUUCAAAGUUAAAACUGUUGGAGUUUCUAGUUUUGAAAAACAAUCAGUUGAUUGGACCAAUUCCUUCCACUUUGUCUCAGAUUCCAAACUUGAAAAUUUUAGACCUUGCCCAGAAUAAACUCAAUGGGGAAAUACCAAGGCUUAUAUACUGGAAUGAAGUUUUGCAGUAUCUCGGUUUGAGAGGGAAUAAUUUGGUUGGCUCGCUCUCUCCAGAUAUGUGCCAGCUUACCGGUUUAUGGUAUUUUGAUGUCCGAAACAACAGUUUGACUGGCAGCAUUCCUCAGAACAUUGGCAAUUGCACAGCCUUCCAGGUCUUGGACUUGUCAUACAACCAGCUAACUGGAGAGAUUCCAUUUAAUAUUGGGUUCCUGCAAAUAGCCACAUUAUCCUUGCAAGGUAAUCAGCUUACAGGGAAGAUUCCAUCAGUGAUUGGUCUAAUGCAGGCACUUGCUGUUUUGGAUUUAAGCUGCAACAAAUUAAGUGGACCAAUUCCUCCCAUUUUGGGGAAUUUAACUUACACAGAGAAACUGUAUUUACAUAGUAACAAGCUGACUGGACCCAUCCCUCCAGAGCUUGGAAAUAUGACAAAGCUUCACUACUUGGAAUUAAAUGAUAAUCAUCUCACAGGGCAUAUUCCACCAGAGCUUGGGAAGCUUACUGAGUUAUUUGAUUUAAAUGUCGCAAACAACCACCUGGAAGGGCCUAUACCUGAUAAUCUUAGUUCAUGUACAAAUCUCAACAGCCUCAAUGGGCACGGAAAUAAGUUGAAUGGGACCAUCCCACCUGCAUUCCAAAGGCUAGAGAGUAUGACAUACUUGAACCUUUCAUCCAACAAUAUCAGGGGUCCUAUUCCAAUUGAGCUAUCACGCAUUGGUAAUCUAGAUAAUCUGGACCUUUCCAACAACAAAAUUAGUGGUUCAAUUCCUUCUCCGCUUGGGGAUUUGGAACAUCUUCUAAAGCUGAACUUGAGCAGAAAUCAGUUAACAGGUUUUAUUCCAGCAGAGUUUGGUAAUCUAAGAAGUGUUAUAGAAAUAGAUCUUUCUCAUAAUCAUCUCUCGGGUGUGAUUCCUCAAGAGCUUAGUCAGCUCCAGAACAUCUUCUCCUUGAGGCUGGAAAACAAUAAUUUAUCAGGCGAUGUGAUGCCGCUCAUCAACUGCCUUAGUCUUGCUGUCCUAAAUGUAUCUUAUAACGACCUAACUGGUGAUAUUCCCAUGAGCAAUAACUUCUCAAGAUUUUCGCCUGACAGUUUCAUUGGAAAUCGUGCUCUUUGUGGCUAUUGGCUGAAUUCUCCAUGUCACGAUUCUCAUCCAUCAGAGCGAGUUACGAUUUCGAAAGCAGCUAUUCUUGGGAUUGCACUUGGUGCACUGGUUAUUCUUCUCAUGAUCUUGGUGGCAGCAUGUAGACCAUAUAAUCCUACACCUUUUCCUGAUGCAUCUCUUGACAAACCAGCAGUUAAUUACUCAACACCAAAGUUAGUGAUACUUAACAUGAAUAUGGCACUUCAUGUGUACGAGGACAUCAUGAGGAUGACUGAGAAUUUGAGUGAGAAGUAUAUAAUUGGCUAUGGUGCAUCAAGCGCAGUGUACAAAUGCGUUCUUAAAAACUGCAAGCCAGUGGCUAUAAAGCGACUCUAUUCUCAAUAUCCACAGUGCUUAAAGGAAUUUGAGACUGAGCUCGAGACAGUUGGGAGCAUCAAGCAUCGGAAUCUGGUCAGCCUGCAAGGAUACUCCUUGUCCUCCUCUGGGAACCUUCUCUUCUAUGAUUACAUGGAAAAUGGAAGUCUCUGGGAUCUUCUUCAUGGUCCUGCAAAGAAGAACAAGCUUGACUGGGACACUCGACUGCAAAUAGCACUGGGAGCUGCGCAAGGUCUGGCAUAUUUACAUCAUGAUUGUAGUCCUCGAAUCAUCCACCGGGAUGUGAAAUCAUCUAAUAUUCUGCUGGACAAGGAUUUUGAGGCCCAUCUAACUGAUUUUGGCAUUGCCAAAACCUUAUGCGUGACCAAGUCCCAUACCUCUACUUACCUUAUGGGUACCAUUGGCUAUAUAGACCCUGAGUAUGCUCGAACUUCCCGUCUGACUGAGAAGUCUGAUGUGUAUAGCUUUGGGGUUGUUUUGCUCGAGUUACUAACUAGAAGGAAAGCUGUAGAUAAUGAAUCCAAUCUUCAUCACCUGAUUUUAUCCAAGGCAGCCAACAAUGCUGUGAUGGAAACUGUUGAUCCUGAGAUCACUGCGACAUGCAAGGAUCUGGGAGCAGUGAAGAAGGUUUUUCAGCUAGCCCUUUUAUGCACAAAAAAGCAACCAUCUGACCGGCCAACCAUGCAUGAAGUGACACGCGUCCUUGGGAGCCUUAUGCCAGCCACCACACUGCCAAAGCAACCAACUUCAACCCCAGCUGCCAUGCUCGCCUCAACCAAAAUGCCUUGCUACAAGGAUGAGUAUGCAAAUCUCAAGACACCACACAUGCUCAAUUGCCCAUCAAUGAGCACCUCAGAUGCUCAACUCUUCCUAAAGUUUGGUGAGGUAAUAUCUCAGAACAGUGAGUAAAGGUAAAGGUAAAGGUAAAGGUAAAUUAUGCCAAAGAAUGGAUGAUGAAUGAAUUAUCGUAUUGUGAAAGUUGAUAUGAGUUAAUGUGAAUUGUUCAUAGAAAAGAUCUGGUACCAAUUAAUGCUAGGUAAUGAAAAGUCCAAAAAAAAAAAAAGUACAGAUAAAUUUGCAAGGUGAACAGUAGUACCAAAAAUGGAUUGAUGUAAGGUAAUGUAAGUUGUAGAAUGGAAAAAUUAUAGCACUUUGUUUUAGGGGUGAUGGGACCACUGCCUCUGGCUCAAUGGUCUGGCUUGGUGGGGCUAAACCUUACACAUUCAGAACUCAGACUCUGAGGAGUUGGGGUCGGUUGCAGCAGCUCUGCAAUGUGGGUGCAUUAUGUGUCUGAGUGACUCAGAGAGCAUCAAUAAUGCACUGAGGACUGAGAAAGCCCUAGUCAGCUGGGCCUUUUGUCAGUCGUUUUAUCUCCUUGAAUAAUUAUAGUUCCCAUAGUAGAUUUUCCUUGCUUUGCCUUUGUC
This is a messenger RNA of Mangifera indica (mango), 3993 nucleotides long. RefSeq names its product LRR receptor-like serine/threonine-protein kinase ERECTA. The coding region runs from base 509 to 3478 and encodes 989 amino acids. NCBI's taxonomy places the organism in Eukaryota, Viridiplantae, Streptophyta, Magnoliopsida, Sapindales, Anacardiaceae. The transcript is spliced from 27 exons. Gene Ontology annotation, biological process: protein phosphorylation. Gene Ontology annotation, cellular component: plasma membrane. Gene Ontology annotation, molecular function: receptor serine/threonine kinase binding; protein kinase activity; ATP binding. The record is from RefSeq and is a predicted model, not a curated record.